Messenger RNA from Oryza sativa Japonica Group (Japanese rice), 1250 nucleotides. RefSeq lists its product as uncharacterized. NCBI's taxonomy places the organism in Eukaryota, Viridiplantae, Streptophyta, Magnoliopsida, Poales, Poaceae. The record is from RefSeq and is a predicted model, not a curated record.
UACACAUGCUCCAAUACCGAUCAAGUAGUGAGCCUCUAGCUCCUUUUAAGUUGCAGGGCACUUGUCAUGCACGUCCACAUCCCCCUCUUCGUCCUCCCGAAAACCCAUUCUCCAAUCUCCACACGGUGAACCCACCAUUUAUACGCACAACGCAUCGAUUCGAUCGCAUGAACGAUCGCCACAAGCAACUGGAUUGAUCGAUCGAUCGAUCGUGAGGAACAAACAAUGCCUUGCCUGGCACAGGAGUAUCAUCCCAAGCUACCAGCCACCAAUCACUACUGCAAGUCCCUCUCCUCCCUCAUCAGGGAGACCUACGCCCACUGCCAUGUCCCCUGCGCCAGGAUCCCCGCCGCCGGCUGGAGCUCCGGCGACGACAGCGACGACGAUGACAGCUUGCUCGACGAAGUGCUCGACACCAAGCAGGUGAUCAUGAACGAGAUGAGGAACCGGCAGAUGAAGAAGAGGGCGAGGUGCAGCCUGGAUUCCCCGAUGUCGAGCCCGUUCGUCUGGUCGUUCACGCCGCUCGACCCGAGGAGCGUUCUGGAGAAGUUUCCGAGUCCCAAGGAGUCGGUAACGGAGGAGGAGAAGACGACGGGCAAGGAGGAGGAGGUAGGCGGCGACGCCGACGACGAGAGCGAGGCGUUCUUCUCGGUGAAGAGCUUCUUCUCGCGCAGCACGAGCCGUGGCGCGACCGUGGCGUCGUCGGCGUUCGCCGCCGUGGACCCGCCGCCUCCCCUGCUGUCGCCGGCGAAGUGGGAGGGGCUCCGUGACUGCGAGGGGUGGCCGUUCGGGCUGUGCCGCCUCCCCGGCCCCGCCGUCCUGCCGCUGCCGCCGCUGCCCAGCACGCCGGCCGACUCGUGGCAGUGGCGCAAGUGCAGCAGCAACCUCGCCGGGAGCCCGGCUCCAGCUUACAGUUACAAGACUACUCCGAGUAGGAGCAGCAGCUGAACUUUGUCGAAGCUAUUAGCCAAGACGAACCUUUUUAACCGUCCAUUCUAGCAAGCGGCAACGCUGCGGCGGGCAUGCGACGAUGAAUGCGAGAUUUUCACUCAGGUAUAGUUAACCUCGUUGUGUGGAGAGAUCGAUAUGAUGAUGUGAGAGUGUGCUUCUUGUAAUCUUGUUGGUUUCCGUUUGGAUUUUUGGAACAACAUGCAAUUUGGUUUGCAUGUAUUGGUGUAAUCGUGUCGUAUACUCGUGUACUCCUGUGUGCUGAAUAACUCGGAUGAACCUUGAGAUUUUUCAGAGCUGCA